This is a messenger RNA of Anastrepha obliqua, 1257 nucleotides long. It is a transcript of the gene Pex11ab, whose product is annotated as peroxisomal membrane protein 11B. The transcript has 3 exons. Lineage: Eukaryota; Metazoa; Arthropoda; Insecta; Diptera; Tephritidae. Bases 168 to 911 code for a protein of 247 amino acids. The record is from RefSeq and is a predicted model, not a curated record. Gene Ontology annotation, biological process: regulation of peroxisome size; peroxisome fission. Gene Ontology annotation, cellular component: peroxisomal membrane.
ACAGGUGAUAGUUAAGCUAAACAAAUAUUUGACUUUAAUCUAUUUCCGAUAGCGUUUUGUUUAUAUCUGUUGUUGAACCUUGAACUUACUACGACGAGUAUUAUUUAUUGAAAUAAAAUUUUUUCCGUAGUCUAUAUGUGCAGCCAUACGAAGAAGACAGUGAAACAAUGAAUUUGGACAAAUGGGUGCAGUUGAAUAGCCAGACAGCAGGCCGUGACAAGGUUGCUCGCCUUGUCCAAUAUACUUCACGCGCAUUAUGGGACUUAUUGGAGAGCGCCGAUAUGAGUCCAGCAUUGGCCGACAGCUUCAAAACAGUGGAGUACAUACUCAGCACAUUCCGAAAACUACUGCGUUUCGGACGCUGUGUUGACAUAUUCUAUUCUUCGUUGCGCACUAUACACUAUCCGGAUUUAACGAUACGUGUCACACUGACGUUGAGCAAGCUAUCGCAAUCCUUGUUUCUCCUUGCCGAUCAUUUCAUGUGGUUAGCUCGCACUGGUCUCUUCAAGGAUAUAAACUCGAAGCGUUGGGGCGAAUUCGCGAACAAGUAUUGGUUGCUGUCGAUUAUAAUGAAUUUAUGUCGAGAUGUGUAUGAAAUAUUCCGAUUGCUCGACUUGCGUAGGGCAAGCAUUAAAAGUGGUAUAACCCGCGUAAGUGAUUCAAACUCACCGUUAAGGGUCAGCUCACUGCGUGACUUUAAUCGAUUAGCAUUGCAUUCGUUUGCGCUAAUUUUGAUACACAAAGAUGUUGCUGUAGAUACGAUAAAAAAUCUGUGUGAUCUGUUUAUUCCACUUACGGGGCUGGGCUAUACAAAACUGUCACCACGCACAAUUGGAUUAUUGGGUGCCAUUUCAUCUGCAGCCGGUUUAUGGGCAUUAUUGGAACCAACAGCCAAGCUGACGCCAGUAUAAAAAUGAGUUUAAUUAUCGCUUGCGGUUAGUAUAAAAGUGAAAAUAAUAUUUGUUCUUAUAUUUCGCUUGAGCAACGCCUAACCGUAGAAUUAAAUAUUUUACGAGUUUUUUUAUUAUAACUCGCUGAGCGAAUAUCUUUGAAUGAUUUAACAUUUAUUCAGUUAACGCUGUUGCCAAUAAAAUCUAUUAAUCUUAAAAAUAUACAAAUACAAUUUUUAUAGUAAAUAUGUGGUAAUAACUUCGUCAGACAGACAAAUCAAGUAUUGAGUUGGGCUGCUGCCUGGAAAAAAAUAAAUCUCAAAUUUCCCAGCCGAAUGCUUUAACAACCGUUUUAGUGUUAUGAAAA